Geosmithia morbida is the source of this 1785-nucleotide messenger RNA. Its product is annotated as F-box protein 9. The record is from RefSeq and is a predicted model, not a curated record. The transcript is spliced from 2 exons. The coding region runs from base 1 to 1785 and encodes 594 amino acids. Gene Ontology annotation, biological process: SCF-dependent proteasomal ubiquitin-dependent protein catabolic process. Gene Ontology annotation, molecular function: protein binding. Gene Ontology annotation, cellular component: SCF ubiquitin ligase complex. Lineage: Eukaryota; Fungi; Ascomycota; Sordariomycetes; Hypocreales; Bionectriaceae.
AUGAGCCAGGACCAACAGCUCGACUCGGAGCUCGACUCGUUCCGCCGGCAAUGGUUAUCCGAAGUAAGAGGCCGCAAUGAGCCGCCACCGGACGCCAGGAGCGCUGGACAGCAAGAGCAGCACCAGCAGCACCGGCAGCACCAGCAGCCGACCACCAGGAAGCCAGCACCAGCACCACCCGUCCCCUCAUCGUCGGGUACCCGUCCAGCGUGCACAUCCGUCGACGACCGAGCCUGCGACGAUGUCCACGUCCAGAGCCUUUCCUUUGACGAGCCUCCACCGAGGCCGCCAGGACCGACGAUUGGCCGAGGCGGUGACGACGAGGCCAGCAGGGAGCUCGUAUCUGCCCUGGACCACUUCGAGGAGGCCAUGGAGCGGGAGGCCCAGGGCAACAUGGGCGAGAGCCUGAAGCUGUACCGUAGGGCCUACAAGCUCGACAAUGGUGUCGACAGACGCUACAGGGAGAAGCACUUCCCAGCGAGCAGGCUCAAGACGUCGAAGCCCGCGCCGGCCGCACCUCCGCCCCAACCGUCCGGGUCGGAACCGUCCAGGUCGGAACCGUCGAGGGCGGGAGGGGACGUGGAGGAGAAGAGAGGAGGUGCCGUCAAGGCCGCGGAAGACCAGCCACCGCCGCCGCCGCCGCCGGCCCCCAUAGCCGACCUCCUACAGACCUUCUCGGGCCUGUCGAUUGAGCCGGUGCCCCCCGAGGUCGAGGGCAUGCCGCAGCCGCCGUGCCCUAUCUCGGACCUCCCCGAGGAGCUGCUAGUUCACGUGAUGCGGGACGUUGCCGUGGCCGACGUGGCCGACUUUGCGCGCCUGUCGCUCGUCUGUAGGCGGAUGGCGUACCUGGUCUCGACGGAGCAGCAGAUAUGGCGACGUGUCAGCGAGGGCGACGAGUUCGGCUUCGCCGCCAUGCACCACCGGUACGCCGUCGGGAUAGACUGGAAGGACAUGUCGGCCGAGGACGAGGGCGAGGGCGAGGACGAGGACGGGGGGAGGAACGGCGCCCCGACGAUGAUCCUGGACGGGGACGGCACCGUCCUGACGUCCCGGGAGAUGCGGUCCCGACUGGCCGCCCGGUCGGCCGAGGUGACGCGCUCCCUCGUGCCGUCGCCGUCGUACCCGGACUGGCGGUCCCUGUUCCGCAGCCGGCCCCGCAUCCGCUUCAACGGCUGCUACAUCUCGACGGUCAACUACGUGCGCUCCGGCGCCCUGUCCACCAACCAGGCCACGUGGGGCGGAAGCCCCAUCCACAUCGUCACCUACUACCGCUACCUGCGCUUCUUCCGCGACGGCUCCGCCAUCAGCCUCCUCACCACCGACGAGCCGCGCGACGUCGUCCAUCACCUCACCAAGGAAGAGGUCGAGCUCGUCCGGGACAGGAAGCAUCACCAUCUCCAUCAUCAUCACGGUCACGGUCACGGCCAUGGCCAACAGAGCCAGGAGACCUCCGCUCCCGCCGCACUCCCCACACCGGUCAUGAGCCUGGCCCUGAAAGGUCGAUGGCGCAUAUCGCCCAGCCGAGACCUGUCGGUGCAGGGGGGAGUGGAGGAGGAUGAGGAGGAGGAAGGCAACGUCUAUGUCGAGACAGAGGGUGUGGGUCCAAAGUACAUGUACAGGAUGGACCUGAGCCUGCGCAGCGCCGGCAAGGCGGCCGCCCGGAAUAACAAGGUGGUCUGGAGGGGCUUCUAUAGCUACAAUAAGCUGACGGACGACUGGGCCGAGUUUGGCUUGAAGAAUGACAGGCCUUUCUUCUUCAGUCGCGUCAAGAGUUAUGGUCAUUAG